AUGCUGUGCACAAGGAGAACUAAAACUUUGGUGUCGACAUGCGUGAUCCUGAGCGGGAUGACCAACAUCGUGUGCCUCCUGUACGUCGGCUGGAUCACCAACUAUGUGGCCAACGGGGGACCCAAAGUUACGGAGAGCGGCGGCGAGGCGGAGAGAAAGUUGGAGGAGGACAGUAAAGGGGAAACCCUGAGGAUUAUCGAGAGGCUGGACCGGCUGGAGAGCGUCGUCAACGAGCACAUCAAAGAGACCCCACAGAAGGAUGGCGAAGACGCUGCGUCCUCCUCAGACUCAGCCUCAGACUCCGCCUCUUCGCUGUUCAACCACUGGGGUCACGACCUGGGCCCCGAGAGUCGCAGAGUUGCCCUCAAAAAGUUUCGUUACUAUGGCUACAACGGCUACCUUAGCGACCGCAUCUCCCUCACCCGGCCAAUCCCAGAUUUACGACCGGAUGGGUGCAGAAACAUGUCGUACUCGUCAGACCUUCCCCAGCUGAGCGUCAUCUUCAUCUUUGUCAACGAGGCCUUGUCGGUGCUGCUGCGCUCCGUCCACACAGCCAUCCAGAGGACUCCAUCACACCUGCUCAAAGAGAUCAUACUGGUGGAUGACCACAGCAGCAGCCUGGAGCUGAAGGAGCACCUGCAGAGCUUCGUGGAGGAGACCAACGCUCAGCACGGCCCGGGGUUCAUCAAGGUGGUCCGCCACGACAAGCAGGAGGGUCUAAUCCGGUCCAGAGUCAGCGGGUGGAGGGCCGCCUCCGCUCCCGUCGUCGCUCUGUUCGACGCACACGUAGAGUUCAACACCGGAUGGGCAGAACCCAUUCUGCAGCGAAUAAAGGAGGACCGGACCCGGGUGGUGUCUCCCUCUUUCGACAACAUCAAGUACGACACCUUUGAGAUUGAGGAGUACCCACUGUCGGCUCAGGGCUUUGACUGGGAGCUGUGGUGUCGCUACCUCAACCCACCAAAGUCCUGGUGGACCCAGCGCAACCACACGGCCCCUAUCAGGAGCCCUGCUCUGAUUGGCUGCUUCGUGGUUGACAGGAAGUACUUUGGGGAGAUCGGCCUGCUAGAUGAAGGCAUGGAAAUUUACGGAGGAGAAAACGUGGAGCUUGGCAUCAGGGUGUGGCAGUGCGGCGGCAGCGUGGAGGUCCUGCCCUGUUCCAGGAUCGCACACAUCGAGCGUGCCCACAAACCCUACACGGAGAACCUGACAGCCCACGUGCGUCGAAACGCUCUGAGGGUGGCUGAGGUCUGGAUGGACCAGUACAAGAGUCACGUCUACAUGGCCUGGAACGUUCCACUACAGAACUCAGGAAUAGACAUCGGGGACAUUUCUGAGAGAAAGGCCCUGCGGUCCAGGCUCCAGUGCCGACCGUUCAGCUGGUUCCUCUCCAACAUCUACCCCGAGCUCCGAUCCUACAGCAACACUGUUGCUUACGGAGUGUUGAAGAACAGUCUAAGAGACAACCUGUGCUUGGACCAGGGACCUGACACUGACAACGUCCCCAUCAUGUACCUCUGUCAUGGCAUGACGCCGCAGAAUGUCUACUACACCAGCUCCCAGCAGCUCCACCUGGGAGUGCUGAGUCCGACGAUCGACGACGACGACAACAAGUGUCUGGUGGAUGUGAACAGCAGACCCAGGCUGCUGGAGUGCAGCUACGCGGCUACCAAACACAUGAAGCUCACCUGGACGUUCACUCAGGGUGGCCCCAUCCAGAACAUGGAGUCUCAGCGUUGCCUGGAGCUGGUGGAGAGCAAGCAGUCAGAGUUCACUUUCCAGCUGGCCAUUCAGGACUGCACCGACCAGAAAUGGACCAUCACUAACAUACUGACCGUCCUGCCACAGUGA
Molecule: messenger RNA, 1851 nt
Organism: Chelmon rostratus (copperband butterflyfish)
Lineage: Eukaryota; Metazoa; Chordata; Actinopteri; Chaetodontiformes; Chaetodontidae
Product: polypeptide N-acetylgalactosaminyltransferase 18-like
Exons: 11
Coding region: 1-1851 (616 amino acids)
Cellular component (GO): Golgi apparatus
Source: RefSeq, a predicted model, not a curated record